Messenger RNA from Phycodurus eques (leafy seadragon), 3535 nucleotides. It is a transcript of the gene prpf4bb, whose product is annotated as pre-mRNA processing factor 4Bb. The coding region runs from base 20 to 3052 and encodes 1010 amino acids. NCBI's taxonomy places the organism in Eukaryota, Metazoa, Chordata, Actinopteri, Syngnathiformes, Syngnathidae. Gene Ontology annotation, molecular function: ATP binding; protein serine/threonine kinase activity. The record is from RefSeq and is a predicted model, not a curated record. The transcript is spliced from 16 exons. Gene Ontology annotation, biological process: mRNA cis splicing, via spliceosome; peptidyl-serine phosphorylation; peptidyl-threonine phosphorylation.
GGUCCUUCGCUUGUGGAAAAUGGCCGACGUCGAGAUGGAUAUCGCGUCGAGUAGAAUGAAUAAUUUCAACGAGCACGUGAAACAGGAAAUGGAAAGUCACGAGAGAAGCGGCAAUGAGGACAGUGGAGACGUGUCGGAGGAAGAGGAGGAAGAAGAGGAGGAGGCCGAGACCAACGGCGAAAAGCCCGAGGAGGCCGCCAAGCAGCACAGCAGCAGUGGCGGCGGCAAACACAAGAGGAAAAAACACAAGCAUCGCAGCAAGCACAAAAAACAUAAGCACGCCACGGAGGAGGACAAGGAGCGCAAGCGCAAGCAUCGCCACAAACACAGGAAACACAAGCGCAACAAGGAGGGCGCCACUCCCUCUGCCGCCGCCAUCUUCGCCUCCUCCGCCCAAAGGAAAGGCGAAAGCUCCCCCUCCUCGGGCAACCCCGGCCUGGACGACCGGGCCCUGUUGGAGGACCUGGAGAAGCAGAGGGCCAUGAUUAAAGCCGAGCUGGACAGCCAGCUGAUGGAGGGGAGAGUUCAGUCGGGCAUGGGCCUCAUCCUGCAGGGUUACAACUCCGGCUCGGAAGAGGACGGAGGAGAAGCUCGGGUCAGAAAUGGAGAACAGCGCCAGAGGGGCACCUCAGGGAAAGUCAUCUCCCCCCGUGCGGGGGGAGGUGGUAAAUCCAGACGGGACUCCACAGAGGGCAGUAAAACCGCCUCCAAGCGGCACAGCCCCAGUAAGAAUACGGAGCGGCCCACUAAGGAUUCCAAACAGGACAAGGUGAGCAAAAGCAGCAAGGACGCUGGCGUUAAAGAUAGAGGCCGCGCCAGGAGCGCCUCAAAGGAGAGAAAACAUUCAGAGAGCACUGACAGGUCCAAGGAGAGGAGCAAGAAGUCCCCCUCGGAGCAGAAAAGCGGCCGCGCCGACAAACAGCGCACCUCCUCGCAUCGGGACGAGCGGCCGGCGCAGGAAAAAGCGCGGCCGCGAUCCCGGUCGCCCGGUCGCGAGCGGCCCGGUCGCUCCGACGUCGCGCGAGACAAAAGACCGACCAAGUCUCCGUCCAAGGACGCGUCGUCCGGCAAGGAGAACCGCUCGCCGCACCGACGGCCGCAGCGCAGCCCGCUCAGGAGGCGCAGCGCCUCGCCUCGGCUCAGAGACGCGCGCCACGCUUCGGCCGGCGGCGCCGACCGGACCAGAGCCAGGUCGCCGCUGCCGCCGCCCAGAAGGGGGCGCUCGCCGGACGGCCGGAGGAGAGAAGCCGACAGGCAGGAGUCGCCAAUCAGGAAACGACUGCGAGCGGAACCCGGGCCGGGUCGAGACCGCUCGCGAGACAACAGCCCCCCGGCGCCCUCACGCCGCCGGGUGAGCCGCUCGCCGCUAAGACGCCGCUCCCCUUCGCCGCGCCGACGCUCCCGCUCGUCCCCCCGCAGACGGAGCAGGUCCCCACCGAUGCACAGGUCUGGCGAUAGAGACCGCUACGGGAGGCUUCGGCAGUACCGGCGCUCCAUGUCGCGUGACCGGGACAGGAGGCGGCGGCGCAGCAGAGACGAAGACAAGUUCAAGGGAAGCCUCUCAGAAGGCAUGAAGGUUGACCAGGAGUCCUCAGAAGAAGACAUGCUGGAUGAUUUUGAUGGCGAGGAGGUGGAUGAAGAGGCCUUGAUUGAACAGCGCCGACAGCAGCGCAUGGCCAUCGUACAGAAAUACAAGGCGGCGAGCGAGGACACCAACAUGGUGUCGGAGCCCAGCAGCCCGCAGAGCAGCACGCGCAGCCGCUCGCCGUCGCCCGACGACAUCCUGGAGCGCGUCGCCGCCGACGUCAAGGAGUACGAGCGCGAGAACCUCAACACCUUCGAGGCCAGCAUCAAGGCCAAGCACAACCUCAUCGCCCAGGAGAAAGACGGGGCCAACCCGAAGAAGCCGUCGGCGCCAGACAUGUUCACCGAGUCGGACGAUAUGUUCGCCGCUGACUUUGAUAGUGCCCGGAUGAGAGCCUGCGGUGUCGGCAAGGACUUCAAGGAGAACCCCAACCUCAGGGACAACUGGACCGACGCCGAGGGCUACUACAGGGUGAACAUCGGCGAGACGCUGGACAAGCGCUACGACGUGUACGGCUACACGGGCCAGGGCGUGUUCAGCAACGUGAUCCGAGCCAGAGACACCGCCAGGGCCGGCCAGGAGGUGGCGGUCAAGAUCAUCCGGAAUAACGAGCUCAUGCAGAAGACGGGCUUGAAGGAGCUGGAAUUCCUCAAGAAGCUGAACGACGCCGACCCCGACGACAAGUUCCACUGCCUGCGUCUCUUCAGACACUUCUACCACAAGCAGCAUUUGUGUCUGGUCUUUGAGCCGCUCAGCAUGAACCUGCGCGAGGUGCUGAAGAAGUACGGCAAGGACGUGGGUCUGCACAUCAAGGCCGUGCGCUCCUACAGUCAGCAGCUCUUCUUGGCCUUGAAGCUGCUCAAGCGAUGCAACAUCCUGCACGCCGACAUCAAGCCCGACAACAUCCUGGUGAACGAGUCCAAGACCAUCUUGAAGCUGUGCGACUUCGGCUCGGCGUCGCACGUGGCCGACAACGACAUCACGCCCUACCUGGUCAGCAGGUUCUACCGAGCGCCGGAGAUCAUCAUCGGCAAGCCGUACGACUACGGCAUCGACAUGUGGUCGGUGGGCUGCACGCUGUACGAGCUCUACACGGGCAAGAUCCUCUUCCCGGGCUCGUCCAACAACCACAUGAUCAAACUGGCCAUGGACGCCAAGGGCAAAAUGCCCAACAAGAUGAUCCGCAAAGGGUUGUUCAAAGACCAACACUUUGACCAGAACCUCAACUUCCUCUACAUCGAAGUGGACAAAGUAACGGAACGGGAGAAGGUGACGGUGAUGAGCACCAUCAACCCCACCAAAGACCUCCUGGGCGACAUGAUCGGCGGCCAGCGGCUCCCCGAGGAGCAGCGCAAGAAGGUGAUGCAGCUCAAGGACCUCCUGGACGCCACCCUCAUGCUGGACCCCGCCAAGCGCAUCAGCAUCAACCAGGCGCUGCAGCACCCCUUCAUCCAGGAGAAGAUUUGAAUGCCAACCAAAACACGGAGACUUGCUUUUCUUUGUGUCUUUUACUGUAAAUACCACAUGGUAGCGUACCUUUUUUUUUUUUUCUUUCUUUUUUUUUUUUUUUUUUUUAAAGAGGCCCAAUCAUUGUACACUUGCACAGUGAUGGCUUAAAUUAAACGGCAUGAGACACGUGUAAAUAAUGUACAUCGACGUGCAUGUGUUCAAACGUUCCAUGUACAAAUGGCAAGUUUGGAAUAAUCUUUUUUUUUUUUUAAGCACUGCGGUGUGCUUGAAGUGCCUCCUGUUGGCGCCUCCUCGUAUGACACCCGACCACCUUCCUCCUCCUCCUCUUCCUCCUCUUGUACAAAAAUGCCCUCGUGAUGAUUCUUUCAUUCCCCCGUUCACAAAUAGAUGGUUUGGUCCGAUCUUGUGUUUUCUUUGAAGACUUCAGUAGUUGCUCCCAGAGAGCACCUUCACUAUACUUUUUAGUAAUAAAAAUAUUUC